Molecule: messenger RNA, 683 nt
Organism: Ziziphus jujuba (common jujube)
Lineage: Eukaryota; Viridiplantae; Streptophyta; Magnoliopsida; Rosales; Rhamnaceae
Product: small ribosomal subunit protein eS21y
Exons: 5
Coding region: 166-429 (87 amino acids)
Biological process (GO): endonucleolytic cleavage in ITS1 to separate SSU-rRNA from 5.8S rRNA and LSU-rRNA from tricistronic rRNA transcript (SSU-rRNA, 5.8S rRNA, LSU-rRNA); endonucleolytic cleavage to generate mature 3'-end of SSU-rRNA from (SSU-rRNA, 5.8S rRNA, LSU-rRNA); translation
Cellular component (GO): ribosome; cytosolic small ribosomal subunit
Molecular function (GO): structural constituent of ribosome
Source: RefSeq, a predicted model, not a curated record
AUGGGCUUUAAUAAACUGAUUAGCCGAAAUAGAUUUUCACCUUUAUAAACCUACACAGAAAAAACCCUAGUUGUUCGUUGCCUCUCUCCUGGCUGUCUCACAUCUUCUCUCUCCGCCGGUAAAGGUUUAAAGGCAUUUGAAGAAGUAGUUGAUUCAAAACCCAAUAUGCAGAACGAGGAAGGAGUUAUAACUGAGCUUUAUAUUCCCAGAAAAUGCUCUGCUACUAACAGGCUGAUAACUUCGAAGGACCAUGCUUCAGUCCAGAUUAACGUUGGACAUCUGGAUGAGAAUGGUGUCUACACCGGCCAGUUCUCUACCUUCGCUCUUUGCGGUUUUGUCCGUGCUCAGCGUUUUGAAGUUUGGUGGCCUGUCUUUUAUUGGAAAGCAAGAUCUGUGUAUAAGUGCCUGAAUGUUUCCGGGAGAUGCUGAUAGUGCACUAGACCGACUAUGGCAGAAGAAGAAAGCAGAAGUUCGACAACAGUAGAAACUCCUCUAGGGUUGGAGUCAUCCGAAUCAGUGAUUUCUUUUCUUUUUUUUUUUUUUUUUUUGGGCGUUUCAUGAGAACUGUCUUUAAUUGGCAAGCUUGUUUUUUUGGUUACGGUUUCAAUUCACCUCCUUGUUAACUCUAUUUAAAUUCUUAUACAAUGUGACUUAUGUUUUAUUUAAUGUUUUUUCGUUCUUGA